AUGUCUUCCAUCGCCAGAGAUGACAAGACCUCACCGUCAUUCAUCCCUCUUGCCGGCGUAGCUCAGGACGGCUGGUCAACGGAGAAUGAAGCAACGGCAACGUGCCUCUGUGGCGCCGUUCAGCUCUCAUUUCCAACCCAAGGCCGCGGCCUCCUCAAUCGCUUCAUCUGUCACUGCACAGACUGCCGUAAAAUCUCCUCCUCAAUGUUUUGCUCCAACUUCUCCGUUGCCGACAGCCACCUCCGCCACAUCCGCGGUAAGGAGAACCUGAAGUCUUUCAGCCAGUCUCGAACCAUCGCGACUGGCAACGAUAUGGCAAAUCACUUCUGCGGCACCUGUGGCACGCUCAUGUACCGCGUCAGCUCCGGUAUACCAGGUAUGAGCAUUCUCAGGCUCGGUACUGUCGAUGAUUUCCGCCUCGUGGAGACGAAGCUCAGGCCGCAGGUCGAGCAGUUUAUCGACACGCGCGCAUCUUGGUUGAAGCCGGUUGAGGGCGUCAUGCAGUUGGAUCGGAUGCUUACAGCACAAGACAUCAAGAGUCUCUUAUAG
Molecule: messenger RNA, 549 nt
Organism: Colletotrichum abscissum
Lineage: Eukaryota; Fungi; Ascomycota; Sordariomycetes; Glomerellales; Glomerellaceae
Exons: 2
Coding region: 1-549 (182 amino acids)
Molecular function (GO): carbon-sulfur lyase activity
Source: RefSeq, a predicted model, not a curated record